Molecule: messenger RNA, 1842 nt
Organism: Ectocarpus sp. CCAP 1310/34
Lineage: Eukaryota; Phaeophyceae; Ectocarpales; Ectocarpaceae
Source: the annotation of a GenBank genome assembly
GUACACAUACAUGAGAGCAGCAUGUUGACCUCUGGUUCUUCGGUAUGUCUGUCAGUGGGCGCCGCUCUAGGCGUUCACCUAGGGAGCGCCUUUGUAGCGCCUUCGAUACCUGUCGGGCGUCAACCAAUUGCUUCUCCUCGAGCGUCUCAGGGUUUCACGACCAUGUCAGGUAAAGCUCUGAUCGCACAGAACAAGGGGGGUGGACAUGGUGAGCUUGGCUACCACCUAGCUCUCAAGCUGAUCGAGAAGGAUAUCUCUGUGACGCUGCUACAAGACGGCGCCGGCAAGAACAAGGACAAUCAACCGUUUGCAAGCUACGGAGAUUUGGAGAGCAAGGGGGCCACAAUCGUGUGGGGCGACUUUUCUGAGGGCGUAGGCAAGCUCAUCCCGGAAGGGGAGUCUUUCGACUAUGUAUUCGACAACUACGCGAAGGACGUUGACACCUGCAAAGACUUGGCAGACUGCUCCAAAGCAUGGGGUGUGAAGAACUACGCAUACGUGUCUUCGGGCGGCAUGUACAAGGACAGUGACGAGGUGCCGUUCACUGAAAGCAGCGACGUCAAGGAGAGCGGUCAGCGCCAGGUAGAGAAGUACGUCGCUGACUUGGGUCUGCCCUGGACAUCGUUCCGGCCACAGUAUAUCUAUGGGCCACUUACCAACAAGCGCGACUACCUCGAUUGGUUCUUCGACCGUGUCGUGCAUGGAUUGGAAUUUAUUCCACUGCCCUUGCACGGCGAUCAGCUCGUCGCCCUGACCCACGCGGAGGAUGUGGCAUCCAUGCUCGCUAGCGUCGUUGGGAACGAACGUGCCGUGGAUCAGGUUUUUAACUGCGCAUCUGACAGGUACAUCACGUACAACGGGCUCUUCCGUGAAGUCGGGAAGGUGGCGAAGCCCGCUGUCUCCAAGAUGGCGUACUACUACGAGCCUCGAGACUAUGACCUCAAAAAGGGCUGGUUCCCCUUCCGAAACAACCACUUCGUUGUCAACAGCGAAAAAGCGAAGCGGUUGCUCGGCUGGAGCCCAAAGCACACGAUCACGGAUGAUCUGGCGGAGUACUUCGAGGGGUAUAAGGCUGCUGGUAAGGUUGAGGCCGAGCCGAAUUUUCUCAAGGAUAAGCAGUACCAGGACAUGGCGACCGCGCGCGGGAAUCAGGCGUCUUGACGGCCCAUUCUGCGCCUUCCAAGUACCGCUGUAUGGUGACCCUGAACGUGUCUGCUGCUGCGCCUGUCUCCCAGGACGACGAGAUUAACAUGAGCUGGAAUAUGGAAUACGUGCCAUAUAUGGCGCGACUCGAGUAUCGCCGAAGAUUCCCAGACCUCGACGAAGAAUUGGCGGAGUUGGCGAAAACCUACCAGCCCGAGGAUCGUCAUUUCAACUCUGCCAUCUUAGAUUCAAUGAAAGAAGAAUACCGCAAUGCAUUCCCGGAUGAGCCCGAUAUUGGUGCAGAAGCACGGGCGCAGGAGCAGGCGGAGUACGACGCCUACAUGGCUGCCCACCCGGGAUUGAAAGAAAAGCUCAUUCAGCAGGAGGAGGAGGAAGCUGUUGCGAGUAUACCUGAAGAUGUAUUAAACCGGAUAGAGGGUAUGCUCAGUGAAGAAGACGACGGCACCGUAGUGAUGUUAGAUUAGACUCAAUGUCGGGAGGUAUCAACUGAUGCGGUUUCGUGUUGAUAACGACCUGGUUUACCAGUCUACGGCCUUCGGGACACUUCCCAACGCGAGCGUAUCUGAGUACGGAGUACCUGCCAGGGAUGCAAACAAGAUGCAAACCAGUAUCGUAUCAUGGAUGAGUACAAAAAAAAUCGAUCUUCUCGAUCCCGGCAUAAAAAUGGCAAAAGGCCCC